AUGAAGAAGUUGAGGAACAGAAAGCUGAAGAGUAAACAGCUAGACUUGUCGCCUAAAACGAAGAGGUUGAACGAGGCAUUCGACAAUUUAAAGAAUGGAACCCAAGGUGACGAGAAGGUCGUCUUAGCGGACAGGACGAAUGCGAACGACAUAGCCAUUUACAACUUCACCAGCGACAGCGAAGAUGAGGAUUUUAAGAAGGGCACGGUCAAACGUAGAACAGCCUCAAUCAAAACGGAUACUCCGCGCGAGGGCAAAAAGAAGACGCAAGCGAAGCGCAAAAGGGCGAAUCGUUCUAAAGCUAGGGUUAAAAUCGAGAAACCUAUCGAUGCUCUAGUAGAUGAACGCUUGAGAAAAACGACCGUAGACAUUUUAAAUACAUCCGUGGAACCCAGAGACUGUCCAGAAGACAAAGCGAUUGAAAAUAUCGCACCGAUGAUAACCAUAGAGCAUGAAAUGGAGCCUAUCGAGGAAACUAUACCUAUGGAGAGUAUAGACAGCAAGACGGCAAACAGGAAAGUUAAAAAAACCGAAAAAACUAUAUCGCUGAAGACAAAGGGUUUAGCUAAAGCAACUUUAGCUUUGAACGAAACGGCAGAUAGGACGGAGAGUCCUUUGCCCGGACUCCUUGUGGAAGCGACUGCACCACACGACAGUAUAGCCAACGAUUCUGUCACGGCGAACAUGAUGCGAAAGUUUCAAGAGAUUUACGAACGGCGAUCGGAUUUCAACGGCACCGAGCGCGACAGUACACGCAAUUUACUGCAAAUCGACAGCCUGGACAGCCCGAGAGCUCCGAAUCCAGCCGAAGAUCGUGAUAUCUCUAAAGAUUAUCUGAACACGUCCAAACCGUCCACCUCGAAAACAUCGCCCGUUCACAAUCAAAAGAGAAAACUUAAGUCCGUCGAAGAUUCGGAAAAUCUUCGAACCGCGAGGACUAGAAGCUCAAGCGCCCUAAAAGAAAAGAACAAAGUAGACUCGGCGAAAUAUAGAAACGAAGGCGGAAGUAGAAAUCAGACGGUAACUAAUAAAAGGAGCUCAGCAGAGCUUGAAGUUAUAGAUAUUUCGGGGGUUUAUUCGGAGAAAUCUUUCGAUACCGUCGGACAUUCCCCAAUAACCGCCCACGGGGAUUUCGCUCUGUGCGAAAACGACGUACCGCCGAGCCGGGAUUCGCUCAAUCGGAAUCUGGAGCCGAGGAACCUGGAGGUGGACGACUUGGACCAGUCGGCAAAGGAUUACUUCACGGAUCUAAUGAAAGAAAUAGCGGAGGGAACGUUCGAUUUGCGCGCUAAGACGAAAUUCAGCGACAUCAACAGUGAUUCCGAUGAAAAUGAAAUUAAUAAUGGUACUAAAGCAAAAUCACGUGUUCAAUCGAAACCGAUCCCCUCCAAACUAAGUGACGUUAACAGCACUUUCGAAGAUGCGUCGAAUAAACGCGCGGUCACGAAAAUUAAGUCGCCUUUGGUGUCCGUGACGAGAUUGUCGUCGGACGACAUAAAUAAGUGGCUGCCAUCGCGGCCCAACUCGGAGCUGGACGCGAGUAGCGCUAUCAUGGUGCCUAAAGAUCGAGCAACCGUCGAUUCGGAGAGACUAAGCGACGAGAAUCAAGCAUCGAGCAAAUCUAAAGACAAAAGGGGCGAGGAAAUUCGCAGGAAAUCGGUUAUAUCGCCGAUAAGGCUGUUCGAUGACAUAAAACCUUUCACCAGCCAGAAUUCGGACUGGUCGAACACCAUCGAUUUUGGGAAACACGCGGGGAAUCGAUUCUACACCAAAAAGGCGUGCCCCGGCACAAGGAAGUCGAACGCCGAUAGUAGCGAUGUGAAAUCGAGUUUCAAAAGUAUUGUGGAGACCACCAGGGCUUCCAGGUCCGACGUGAAGGUGACCUCAACCCCAACGUCGGGAAGCAAGAAGAGGAGGGUUGCUGCUGAUGCCCAAGAAAGGAGGUUGGACAGCGAUCCAAGCAUCUCCAGCGUGAACGAAUGGUUCGAUCGAAUCGCUCCCGUAACGAGUCAAGUGGAGGCGGUCAACGUUGGCUUUAAGGACAAUGUAUCGAGCAUAAUGGAGAAGUUGGACACGACGCUAGUAGAGAUUCACCAUAACACGAGCAACCGUUUGGCGGGAAUGUUCACCGAGGCUAAAGCACGUCUGGGGCAACUGAGGCGCGAGAGGCGCCUCCUCUACCGGCGCACCGCCUCCGAACUUCUCAGCGGCGUUCUGCGGCUGGUCGACGAACACUUCACAGAGUUGGACAGGAGAUCUCAGGAGAUGGACGAACAGUUUAUGAACGAGUUGAAGGAGAGCGCCCGCAAGCUGGUCCGCGACGACUGUACCAAGAAGAAGGCUAUGGUCCGACUGCUACGGGAGGACGUGCAAGCCGUUAUGGACUUAAUCAGCAAGGGCGAAAAAGCGAAAAUGCAG
Iphiclides podalirius (scarce swallowtail) is the source of this 2418-nucleotide messenger RNA. The record is from the annotation of a GenBank genome assembly. Lineage: Eukaryota; Metazoa; Arthropoda; Insecta; Lepidoptera; Papilionidae.